GCAUUGUCGAAAUCAGAAAGAAACUCAAGAGCGUUCGUUGAACACUACUGAACAGUUCAAUAAAUAUUUUUUAACUUUUAAUCCUUAUCUUAAAACACAAAACACAAUGAAAUUGGUCAUUGCUGCAGUUAUGUUGACUCUCGCUGUUGGCGCUCGCUCAUCAGGUUGGGAUGGAGCCUGGGACGGUGCAUGGGGUGGUGCAUGGGAUGGUGCUUGGGGUCAUUCUGGCGCUGGUUGGAGUGGUCACAGUGGUCCCGCCGCCGUUGCCGUACAUGCUGCACCAGCUGCUGUAGCGUGGGGUGCUAGCGGUCUUGGUCAUUGGGGUGGUGUUCCCGGAAUUGGAUUGGCUCAAGGUCCAGCACAUGGUGCUGCUGUCAUAGCUGCUCCAGCUGUUGCUGUGGCGCAUGGUCAUGGUCAUGACGGUGUAUACGUUGCCAAAACCCGUGGUGCUGUACAUGCUGCCCCAUUGGCUAGUCAUAUCAGCUCAGUUUCAGCCAUAAAUGUUGCUCCAGCUCCAGGCACGCAUUAAAUACAUUCAAUUUUAAUAUUAUUUGACGACACUCACCGCUGACAAAUGCAGAUGAAUACGUAUUAUAGCACACCUCACUUCUCAUCCCUACGAAAACGGCAACAACCCAAACAGUGGUUAUGCUAUCUCAUUCAACAUGUUAUACGACAUACUUCCUGGUACUUCGUAACACAGCAACAACAACAACAACAAGAAAUAUUUAAAAAAAAAUAUCUUUACCAUUUUCGAAAAAAUUUUAAGAAAUCGUUUUUCUCAAAAUGCAAUAUUGCUAUCUCUUUAACUGUUACUAUCUCUAUUUUUCUACAACGCUCUUCCUUUUUCUUUCUAUCACUCCUACUUAAAAUUUUGUUUUGCAAAUGGUAAAA
Molecule: messenger RNA, 894 nt
Organism: Teleopsis dalmanni
Lineage: Eukaryota; Metazoa; Arthropoda; Insecta; Diptera; Diopsidae
Product: adult cuticle protein 1-like
Exons: 2
Coding region: 107-529 (140 amino acids)
Source: RefSeq, a predicted model, not a curated record